AUGCCAACAAUACGCGUUCUCAUUCUCAUAGCUCUCCACUACAACUGGACCAUCCACCAACUCGAUGUCUCAAAUGCUUUUCUCCAUGGCCAUCUAUCCGACAACAUCUACAUGCAGCAACCUCCAAGAUUUCAAGAUUCCACACAUCCCCAAUAUGUCUGCAAGUUAAAGAAAGCACUCUACGGCCUAAAACAAUCUCCUAGGGAGUGGUACGCCACCCUCUCCAAUCACUUGCUCAACUACGGGUUCCAAAUCAAUGCAUCCGAUCACUCCCUCCUCACAUACAAAUUCGGCAACUCUCGUAUCUACAUUCUUUUCUACGUCGACGACAUUAUGCUCACCGCGAAGACUCUUAUUACGGCUCGGAUCUUGCUUGGGGUUGGGAUCGGUUUCACCAAUCAGUCGAUCCCCCUGUACCUAUCCGAGAUGUCGCCGCCGAAAUACAGAGGAGCCCUCACCGGCGGCUUCGACAUCUGCGUCAGCUUCGGAAUACUCGUCGCCAACCUCGUCAACUACGGUACCCAGAAGAUCAAAGCCGGCUGGGGCUGGCGCAUCUCCCUCUCACUCGCCGCCAUCCCCGCCGUUCUCCUCUUCAUCGGGGUUCUGUUCCUCCCUGAGACUCCCACCAGCAUAAUCCUGCGUCGCGGUGGCAAUCUCGAUGAUGCUCGCCGCGUGCUUCAAAAGAUACGCGGCACGAAAAACGUCGAAAAAGAGUUGGAGGACCUCGCCACGGCGACCACCAAAGCCACCAAGGCGGCGAAGGAGCAGAGACCCUUCCGCCGUAUAUUCCAAAGAAACUACAGACCUCAUCUUGUGAUGGCUCUGUUCCUUCCCUUCUUCCAGCAGGUGACUGGCAUCAACGCGGUGAACUUCUACGCGCCGGUGAUGUUCCGCACCAUCGGGCAGAAGGAGAGCGCUUCUCUCAUGUCAGCGGUGAUCACGCGAUGCAUAUCCUUAAGCUGCACAGUGGUGGCGUCGCUGGGUUUGGUGGACAGAUUGGGCCGAAGGCCUCUGUUUCUCACAGGUGGCUUGGUGAUGUUUGUUGCUCACGUGUUGCUUGCAGGGUUGCUGGCGGCGAAUCUUCAUGACCAUGGAACAGUGAGAACUGGCAUCGCCUACCUGGUGCUCAUAAUAUUGUGUCUCUUCGUGGGGAGCUACGGGUGGUCGUGGGGGCCGCUUGCUUGGCUAGUGACAAGCGAGAUUUUUCCUCUCGAGAUAAGGUCGGCAGGGCAGAGCAUUCAGGUGGCGGUGAACUUUCUCAGCACUUUUGCGGUGGCGCAGAGCGUGCUGGAGAUGCUCUGCGGCCUCAAAUUCGGGACUUUCUUCUUGUUCGCAGGAUUUGUUCUGUUAAUGACGUCGUUCGUCUAUUUUUUGGUGCCGGAGACAAAGGGAGUGCCGUUGGAUCAAAUGGUGAGUGUGUGGAAUCAGCAUUGGUAUUGGAAGAGGUAUGCCCCUGGCGGCGGUGGCGACGAGGAGAAGGACAUUGAGCAAAGGAAGAAGGAGAAGGCCGCCGACGUUCUGUUAUCUGCAGAGUGAGGAUUCACUGCUGGCAAGUAAAAAAUUCCUGUUUUGUUUAAUAAGAAUCCUAAGUUGUUAUUGUGCUAACCAAUUAGCUUCGAUCUCUGUGUAUGGUUUGGGUUCGAGGGUGAUUGAUGUUAAUGUGCAUGCAUCAAUUCCUCAAAAAAGAAAAAAAAAAAAGAAGAAAAAAAGAAUAAUUAAAUAGUAUAUGUUAUUGUAUAAGUACUGAUAUUUAUUGAUUUCUUUUCUAAUUGUUUUAAUAUGUUAA
Messenger RNA from Dendrobium catenatum, 1786 nucleotides. Its product is annotated as hexose carrier protein HEX6. The transcript is spliced from 3 exons. Gene Ontology annotation, molecular function: monosaccharide transmembrane transporter activity. Lineage: Eukaryota; Viridiplantae; Streptophyta; Magnoliopsida; Asparagales; Orchidaceae. Gene Ontology annotation, cellular component: membrane. Bases 1 to 1536 code for a protein of 511 amino acids. Gene Ontology annotation, biological process: monosaccharide transmembrane transport. The record is from RefSeq and is a predicted model, not a curated record.